This is a messenger RNA of Blepharisma stoltei, 1128 nucleotides long. The record is from the annotation of a GenBank genome assembly. Lineage: Eukaryota; Ciliophora; Heterotrichea; Heterotrichida; Blepharismidae.
AUGUCCAUCAUCAAUUGUCUGGCAGCAGUUUGCUGGGGUCCUAGGCAGCCUCUUGCAAUCGAAGAAAUCGAAGUUCACCCUCCUCGGCGUGGUGAAGUCCGUAUUCAAGUCCUUUACACUGGAGUUUGCCACACAGACGCAUUUUAUAUGUCAGGAGAAGACCCAGAAUCCCAAUUCCCCGCCAUUUUAGGUCACGAAGGUGGUGGCAUUGUAGAAUCAGUUGGAGAAGACGUCACCUCUCUCCAGCCAGGAGAUCACGUGAUUCCUCUUUAUAUCCCUGAAUGCAGAAAUUGCAAAUUCUGCAAGUCAGGAAAAACCAACCUUUGUUCCAUCAUUAGAGACACCCAAGGACGUGGAUUAAUGCCAGACGGGACUUCCAGAUUUUAUUGCAAAGGCCAGCCAGUUUUCCAUUUCAUGGGAACUUCGACCUUCUCUCAAUAUACAGUUGUGGCUGAAAUUUCAGUUGCAAAAGUAAACCAAGCUGCAGAUCUAGGUAAAGUUUGCUUAUUAGGAUGUGGGAUUACCACUGGAUAUGGAGCUGCUAUGAAUACAUUGAAAAUUGAGCCUGGAGCUAAUGUCGCUAUUUGGGGUCUUGGAGGUGUUGGUUUAGCUGCUAUUAUGGGAGCAAAAGAAGCUGGUGCUGCAAGAAUUAUUGGAAUUGAUAUGAACCCAAGGAAAUUCUCAAGGGCGAUUGAGUUUGGAGCUACAGAAUGCAUUAACCCUAAGGAUAUAGAAAGGCCAAUUCAGCAGCAUUUGACGUCAAUUACAGACGGAGGACUUGAUUAUACCAUUGAAUGCAUUGGAAAUGUGAAUACUAUGAGGGCAGCUUUGGAGUCUUGCCACAAAGGCUGGGGUAAAAGCUGUAUCAUUGGUGUAGCAGGGAUUGGCCAAGAAAUUUCGACGAGGCCUUUUCAGCUUGUGACUGGAAGAGUGUGAUGUGGGAGCGCAUUUGGAGGAGUCAAAGGGAGGACAAUGAUUCCACAGUAUGUUGAUAAGUAUUUAUCUGGGCAACUUAAGGUUGACGAGUUUAUUACUCAUCAUUUCAAUUUGAAUGAAAUUAACCAAAGCUUCCAUGUGAUGGAGGAAGGCUCAUGUAUAAGAGCAGUCAUUACUAUGACAACUAAUUAA